GCGAGUUUACAUUUCUUGUCUCUUCGUCUCUUGCUUGGCUGAGUUCGGCUUUGGACUCAGAUAUACUCUGCCAAUCAUGGAGUCUGCGGCAGAUUUCCCACCGUUUCAGCAACGGUUAACGUCCAGUCUGGUGCAGAUGACGCGCACCGUUGGACAGCUCUCUGCAGAGGAUCUGAGUUUCCACCGGACCUCGAGCGCCGAAGUCUCGGAAUCCUUGGAUGAGCAGAGUGAUAGGAUCUUGUCGUUGACCUCGACGAUUCUCAAGGCUGCCACAGCCGGGACGGAUUUACCCGCGCCUAAACUGCACGAUGAAGACUCUAUUGAAGACAACUGGCGCGGUGUUGUUGAUGUUAUUGAUGCGCUGCUAGAGAGGGCAGACGCCUGUCUCGACGAAUUUACGGGAGUCAUCAAGAAAUUGAGCCCGUCGCAGCAGGAGCAGAGCGCAGCAAGGGCCGCCAAAAAGGCUUCCACCAAGUUCCCCUCCCCUCUUCUUCGAAUCAAGCCUCACGCGAUUGUUCCGUUGGAGGAUUCGUUGAAAUUGACAGAUCCUGCGCAGGGUUAUAAGAAUCCGUACGAAACGGAGAUCCGCGCUGCCAAGUAUCCAGAAUCGACCUAUACUGUCUCUCCUCCGGUCCAGUACCAGCCGUUUGAAUCGACAGCUGCGACGUUCGUGGACACCCUGGAAGGAGUGAAGGAAAUGUUGACCGAGCUCAAGUCGGCAAAAGAGAUUGCUAUUGAUUUGGAGCAUCACGAUGUGCACUCGUAUCAUGGCUUGGUUUCUCUGAUGCAGAUUAGCACUCGGGACAAGGAUUGGGUUGUUGACACGCUGAAGCCUUGGAGAGAAGAGCUCCAGAUUCUCAAUGAGGUCUUUGCGGAUCCUGGAAUUCUCAAAGUCCUCCAUGGCUCGUCCAUGGAUAUUAUCUGGCUUCAGCGGGAUCUUGGCCUCUACGUUGUAGGCAUGUUCGAUACCUACCACGCCGCCUGUGCCUUGAACUACCCGAAACGGAGCUUGAAGUUCCUCCUUCAGAAGUUUGUCAACUUCGAAGCAGACAAGAGAUAUCAGAUGGCCGACUGGAGAAUCCGUCCUCUUCCGUCGGGAAUGUUUGACUAUGCCCGUUCCGAUACUCACUACCUCCUCUAUAUUUACGACCACCUACGCAACGAGCUGUUGGAGAACUCGACGCCUGACCACAAUCUCGUUGAUUAUGUACUGGAACAGUCAAAGAACGAAGCUUUACAACGUUACGAGCGCCCCGUUUACGACCCUGCCACGGGACAAGGGCAAGGCGGAUGGUAUGACUAUCUGUACCGCAACCCUGCCGUUCUGAGCAAGGAACAGUUUGCCGUCUUCAAAGCAGUGCACCAAUGGCGCGAUGAGGUGGCAAGGGAAGAGGACGAGGGCGUUCAGUGCGUGUUUCCGAAGCACAUUCUUUUCAAGAUUGCCCAAGUUAUGCCCCUCGACCAGGGUACUUUGUUCCGGACGUUAUCUCCCGUGACGCCGAUUGCCAAGGACCGAGCAGCGGAUCUCCUGGAAGUUAUCAAGAAGGCGAAGAUUGAAGGAGCUACGGGACCAGAAUGGCGCGACGUCGCAAUUGAGUACCCUACUGCAGCGCGCUACGAGUCUUCUCAGUUCUGGGGACCUGUCCUGGAAGUCCGGGAGCCGCUUACGCCUCCGGAGUAUUCUGCAAUCGCCUCUGCGGAGGCUCUUCGACUUUCUCUUCCCCUGCCGCCCAUGCCGCGGACUGUAUCCGAAGCUCGCGAGAAGCUUGGCGACACCAAACCAGCACCGAAGCCUGCUCCAGCCCCUGCUCCAGCGCCAGAAGAAGACAGCAAGAAAAUAUUCACCGUCAAGGAGAUGGGCGGACCUCGCAAACGCAAAGCAGUGGCAGCCGAAGAAGCCGAGGCUGCGCCAUCGGUUGAGUUGGACGAGAUUAACCUGGAGACUGGAGAUGCCUUGGAGAAGCCGUCCAAGAAGCAGCGCCAGAAGAACAAGAAGAACAAGUCGCAACCACAGCCCGAAGGCGAUGCGCAAGACGAUGUACCGUUCAACUAUGAAGCUGCCGAGUCCGUAUUACGCGCUCAGCCUGCGCAGGCAGCCCCCAGUCGUGUCUCUAAGCGAUUCGCCCCAUACGCAAAGGCAAUGGAGGCGCCUGCAGGAGCCCGGAAGCACAAGAGAGAGAUCGCAGGGAAGCAGUUCACAUUCCGGUGAUGGGCUUGCAGGAUGGUUUGCUUCUUCGUACACCGCCUACGGCUAUUUUUCAUUCUCUAGGAUACAUGGAAGUCGGAUGCAUCCUUUGGUGGUGGUGAUAUGGGUUAUUCUGGUUCUGUGCAUAGCGAUACCCGAUAGUGUUUAAAUAAAAGGUCGCCUUGUAUUGAUCUGAUAUUGUCCCUGAUCUGUGCUUUCUUGAUCAGUAACCCGAGCUGGACGCCACUACUCACGCUCUAAAGCCUUGC
Molecule: messenger RNA, 2454 nt
Organism: Aspergillus novofumigatus IBT 16806
Lineage: Eukaryota; Fungi; Ascomycota; Eurotiomycetes; Eurotiales; Aspergillaceae
Product: exosome nuclease subunit RRP6
Exons: 3
Coding region: 77-2209 (710 amino acids)
Biological process (GO): nuclear polyadenylation-dependent rRNA catabolic process; exonucleolytic trimming to generate mature 3'-end of 5.8S rRNA from tricistronic rRNA transcript (SSU-rRNA, 5.8S rRNA, LSU-rRNA); nuclear polyadenylation-dependent antisense transcript catabolic process
Cellular component (GO): nuclear exosome (RNase complex); nucleolus
Molecular function (GO): nucleic acid binding; 3'-5'-RNA exonuclease activity; nucleotide binding
Source: RefSeq, a predicted model, not a curated record